CAGCCUUUUAUAUUUUUAGUGGCCGUUUUCUACAAUAUAUCGUGUUAUAAAACUUUUUAUAUUCUUGUUGUCUUUUAGGUGGAAUCGAAAACAAUUGUAGAUUUCCCGUACAAGAAACUAUGUUUCUAGGUACGGUAUUUACUGAGGCAUGUGAAACCGCAAGUUAUAAAAAAUGACAUACGCAGCGAAUCAAUGCCAAACUUUUUAAACCAUGUUCUCUCUUGAGUAGUUUGACAAUACCGUUAUUUACUCCCACCAUAACAGAAGAAUUAUCUGUACCAAUUCCUGUCUUAUUAGUGAUCAGGAUGCUAAGAUCUAAGAAAGGAAUUAACAAGAACAGCAGCCAGAUUUUUUGCAUCUGCAGUUUCUACUAAAGCGAGCUUUUUUAUUGGAGAGGGGGCAAACGGGCAUGCAGCUCACCUGAUGGUAAAUGACUACCGCCGCUCAUGAACAACUGUAACAUCAGGGGGUAUUGCAGAUGCGUUGCCGGCCUUUUAAAAAGGAGUAGGUUCUUUUCUUGAAGGCCCCUAAGUCGUAUCGGUCUGGAAAAAUAGCUGGUGGUAAUCGAUUCCACAAGGAAGUUGUGCGAGGGAGAAAACUUCUUCUAAAUCCCACAGUGGUGGACCGCCAAUCAUCCAGAUGGUAUGCAUGGUAUCGCGAGUUUUAUCGCGAUGUGCGAUGGUGAAAUUAAGUGGCUGGAAUUAGUCCGAACAAUUCCUCAUAGCACUCCCCGUGAUAGAUACGAUAAAAUACGCAAAGAGAUGCAACGUCUCUACGCAGUGCCAGUGAAUCAAACUUGAGAUAUGCUGAUCCAAUGGAUUGGUGUUUACACUGUAGUACUGUAUAAUGAUUCCCAGUGUUAUGAAACUGAAUCAUGCGUGAAUUCAUCUAUAAGUACACCGUAUUUUUAGUUAAAUAAAUCUUCAAUCAAUGAUUGCGUAAAAUAUAGAGCUAAGAUUUCGGUUAUAAUGUUAAUACACUUUGUAAGAUGUAAGUGCAUGUUUUAGCAUCCUCAUCACUGGAAAACACCUUUUUACACAAUACGCUUAAAUGAUCAACAGUUAAAAUUGAACAUUGUAUGGCAAUAAAUAAAGGGAAAUCUCCUUCCACUCUGAUUGAUAUUCUAGUCAUAGUUUUCAGAACAAUUUGCGCAGGUUAGAUGUCUUUUUAAAUCCAUUUUUUCGUUUAUGCUUGUUAGUUUUCGAAUAAUUUCUAAUGUCACUCUUAGGCUAAGAUCUAUAAAUCGUACUUGGACUUUGCUCAGACUUAGCUUACGAAAAACUUAGCUGAGUAAUGCUUAGCAUUAUCUUGGAUUCCGAAUUUAUAGUUGUAUCAGGUUAAGAUUGUGCUAAGCUUAUGCUAAGGCUCAGACUGUCAAAAAAUUAAUGGAUGAUUUAUUCUGCGCAUUAUCUUAUUGAUUUUAGUGAAUAAAAACAAUAUAUAUAUAUUUAAAAAUCGAAAAUAGUCCAAAUUGUAUUUCAUAAAUAAGUUUUUAUUACAUGAAGUAGAAAACAGGCGAAUUUAAAGAGAGAUAAAAGUACAUUUAACUCAUUUUAGUAAAAAAGUAUGAGAUAGAAACGGAACGUUUGAUCACCCGCUCGCGCGCGCUGUCAAAUCACUGUUUCUAUUUUCUAACGUGAAGCUUUUGGUUUAUUGAUAUUGUGUGCAUUUUAAGUUUUUAUAUAUAUUUUAAUCUCCUGAUCUUUUUAUUACGACUGGCUUUGGAACUUGGACUCCCGAUUCUGCCUACCUAUUCGACCUACGCUUCAGAAAUUUGGACCCGACAAUCUUUGGACUUUUCUGUGAUAUAAUGGACAAUAAAGAUAGAGUUCUAUCUACUUUAGAAAAUAUAGAUAGAUUGGGAACUUCAGUAGAUAUAAAUUUUCGGCGCAUGCCUAAAUUCUAUGUUCGGAAUGAAUACAACCAAAACCCUUUCAAGCUGUAUGACGAAAAUGAAUUUAAAAGAAGAUACCGUUUCACUAAACUCACUGUUUUAAAUGUAAAAUUACCUUUAAUAAUUGCCAAUUUGAAGCAUUUGGACAAUAGAGGCUUGCCGAUUUCUCCAAAACUGCAAUUACUUAUUGUAUUAAGGUUUUAUGCUACAGGACGUUUCCAGAUGGUGUGUGGUGAUUUGACUGGCAUAAGCCAAUCCACAGUAUGUCUUAUAAUAAAUAAUGUAUCAAGACAAUUGAGCAAUUUAUUACCAAGGUAUAUACAUUUUCCAAGAAAUAUAAAUGUGGUAAAAAGAAAAUUUGAAGAACUGGGAAGAUCCAGUAUUCAGCAUGGAUUAAACAACAUUAUUGGCGCUAUUGACUGCACGCAUAUUAAAAUAAAUAGACCCAGAGGUAUCUCCCAUUCUGAAAUAUACCGAAAUCGUAAAGGAUAUUUCUCUAUUAAUGUACAAGCUAUUGUAGGCCCAAACAUAGAAAUUUUUGAUAUAGUAACCCGCUGGCCUGGCAGUUCACAUGAUAUCAGAAUAUUUAGAAACUCUCAAGCUUACGCUAGAUUCCUAAGUGGGAAUUUGCAAGGAGUUUUAGUAGGUGACAGUGGUUAUCCCUCUCUUCCUUUCGUUUUAACACCUCUUAUAACUCCAGUAACAAGAACAGAAAACCAAUACAAUUAUGUUUAAAUAAGAACCCGUAAUAUAGUUGAGAGGUUUUUUGGAGUAUGGGAAAAGAAAUUUCCAUACUUACAGUUGGGCCUACGUUCUAAGCUCACUAAUACAAGCAACAUAAUUGUAGCUUGUGCAGUAUUGCACAACAUAGGUAUACAGAGUGGGGCUGCUUAUGACGAUGGUGAUAAUGAUCAUAUACCGGAAGUUCCAGAAAGACCAAACAAUGAAACAUCAUCCACUGCAGGUCUAGCAUAUCGGCAGUCUGUAAUAGCACAAUUUAUUUUUAUUUUUAUUAAAUAAUUAAGAAAUAGU
Molecule: messenger RNA, 2926 nt
Organism: Parnassius mnemosyne (clouded apollo)
Lineage: Eukaryota; Metazoa; Arthropoda; Insecta; Lepidoptera; Papilionidae
Source: the annotation of a GenBank genome assembly